GGAUGGUUCGAUCCGACUGGUGUGGACCUCUAAAUUUCGGAGCCACGUGUUUGUUUCAUUGCUCUUGCUUUUAGAACACUAGCCCACACCCGUUGUGCCUUCGGCACAUGUCUACAUAUUAUUUAUUUGUAUUGAAUCUUACAUUUACAAAUACUAUAUACUUUAUUUUAGUUCUGAGGACAGAGGACACGGGAGAAUUUUUUGGGAAGGGCAAGAGUCAACAGCAAGACACAAACAGUGAGACUGAAGUUUACCUGGGACACUGGCUUGCAAUCCUGUGGCCUCAUACCUCGGCCAGUGGGAUGCAAGCCAGUGUCCCAGGUAAACUUCAGUCUCACUGUUUGUGUCUUGCUGUUGACUCUUGCCCUUCCCAAAAAAUUCUCCCGUGUCUCUGUCCUAUUUUCUGCUUUCCUAUCUCCCGUUCUCCCGUUCUCCUGUUCUCCCAUUCUCCUGUUCUCCCAUUCUCCUGUUCUCCCAUUCUCCUGUUCUCCCAUUCUCCCAUCCUCCUGUCCUCCUCCUCCCAUUUCUCCAUUCUCCACCUUCCCAUUCCCAUGUUUACCCAU
Messenger RNA from Suillus paluster, 563 nucleotides. RefSeq lists its product as uncharacterized. The record is from RefSeq and is a predicted model, not a curated record. The annotation marks the transcript as partial. The transcript has a single exon. Lineage: Eukaryota; Fungi; Basidiomycota; Agaricomycetes; Boletales; Suillaceae.